Propithecus coquereli (Coquerel's sifaka) is the source of this 1694-nucleotide messenger RNA. RefSeq names its product growth differentiation factor 9 (gene GDF9). The record is from RefSeq and is a predicted model, not a curated record. Gene Ontology annotation, biological process: SMAD protein signal transduction; BMP signaling pathway. The transcript has 2 exons. Gene Ontology annotation, molecular function: growth factor activity; cytokine activity. Gene Ontology annotation, cellular component: extracellular region. Lineage: Eukaryota; Metazoa; Chordata; Mammalia; Primates; Indriidae. The coding region runs from base 1 to 1359 and encodes 452 amino acids.
AUGGCGCUUUCCAGCAAGUUCCUCCUUUGGUUUUGCUGUUGUGCCUGGCUAUGCGUUGCUAGUAGCCUUGGUUCUCAGGCUUCUAGGGGAGAAGCUCAGAUUGCAGCUAGUGCUGAGUUGGAAUUUGAGGCUGAGCCUUGGUCCUCGCUGCAGCCUGUAGAUGGGAAAGACCCAUCUGGCCUCCUUCCCCCUCUUUUCAAAGUCCUAUCUGAUGGGCCAGGUGGGGCACCUAGGCUGCAGCCGGACUCCAGAGCCUUGCUCUACAUGAAGAAGCUCUAUAAGGCAUAUGCUACUAAGGAAGGGAUUCCUAAAUCCAGUAGAAGUCACCUCUACAAUACUGUUCGGCUCUUCAGCCCCUGUGCCCAGCACAAGCAGGCUCCUGGACACCAGGCGACAGGAAUCCUUCCGUCAGCGGACCUGCUGUUUAACCUGGACCGUGUUACUGCUGUCGAACACUUACUCAAGUCAGUCUUGCUGUACACCAUCAACAACUCGGUUUCUUUUUCCUCUGCUGUCAAAUGUGCGUGCGACCUGCUGAUAAAGGAGCCAAAGUCUUCUGGCAAGAAUCUCCCUGGAGCUCCACACUCCUUUACCUUUAACUCGCAGUUUGAAUUCGGCAAGAAGCACAAAUGGAUCGAGGUUGAUGUGACCCCCCUCCUUCAGCCUCUGGUGGCCUCCAACAAGAAGAUUGACAUGUCUGUAAAUUUUACAUGCACGCGAGAGCAGCAGCGGCAGCCCUCAGCCCGGGACAGCCCGUUUCACAUGGCUCUGCUGGCGCCGCCCUCGCUGAUCUUGUAUCUGAAUGACACGAGCGCUCAGGCCCAUCACAGCUGGCACCCCCUUCACGGCGCACGGAGGCCUGCGCAGGGCCCCGACCAGAAGAGCAAGCUGGCUGCCUACCCCGUGGGGGAAGAGGCUGCUGAGGACGCGAGGAUUUCCCGUCGCCGGAGAGGUCAGGAACCUGUCAUCUCCGAAUUGAGGAAGCCCCUGGUUCCAGCUUCCCGCAAUCUGAGUGAAUACUUCAAGCAGUUCCUUUUCCCCCAAAACGAGUGUGAGCUCCAUGACUUCAGACUGAGCUUCAGCCAGCUCAAGUGGGACAACUGGAUCGUGGCCCCGCGCAGAUACAACCCCCGGUACUGUAAGGGGGACUGUCCGAGGGCAGCCGGGCACCGGUACGGCUCUGCGGCCCACGCCUUGGUGCAGAACAUCAUCCACGAGACGCUCGACCCCUCGGUGCCCAGACCCUCGUGUGUGCCUGCCAGUUACAGCCCCCUGAGCGUCCUGACCGUCGAGCCCGAUGGCUCCGUCGCUUACAAAGAGUAUGAAGAUAUGAUAGCGACCAGGUGCACCUGUCGCUAACAAACGGCGCUCCGAGCGGAAACCUGGAGGCUGUUUGAGUAAGUCAGUGUCGUGUGCCUGUCUGUGCCUCCAGGGCAAACGGUGUCAGAGCUCUCGGCGAAAUGCGUGGGCCUGCGCAGAUCAGUACGUUCUGUGACACCUGUCGGUGUGAAGGGAAAACGCCAGUUGUUGCUGCUGAACCUUUAUUUCCAUUACUUUGGACAGCUUUGAAUUUUUUUCCCUGGCCUUUUUUUCAGAGGAGUCUUAUUCUUGAUGGAAAAAAAUUCUUAGCCUAAAUCUUAGAAUUCUAGCUAUAAAUAGAUAAUUCAGAGCACUAUAGUCUUAUUUAAGGGAAG